GAAUAUUUUUUGAGAAAAAUAUCUUCAACAAAUAAAGUUUAAGUAAUAAGUGAUAGUUAUAUCCAGUUCAUUUUGAAGAUUAACUUUGCUACUUGGUGCAUUAAGCAUGAAUUAUUCACGAUUCAUUACUGCAGUAAGUGCAGCAAGAAAAGCGUCUCCAAUAAGAGUCCUCACUGAAUUGAUGCAGCAAUCUCCCCCAUCUUUAAUUUCUCUGGCUGGAGGAGCACCAAAUCCCAACACGUUUCCUUUCAAAACUGCUACCAUUAUCAUUAAAGAUGAAACAAGAGUUGAAAUCAAAGAAGAGCUGAUGAAGAGAGCUCUCCAGUAUUCUGCUUCAGCAGGCAUUCCAGAACUAUUGUCCUGGUUGAAGGAUUUGCAGAAGACUGUCCAUAACCCUCCAACGGUUGACUACAGUCCUCAGGAAGGACAAAUGGAAAUGUGUAUCACCACUGGAAGCCAAGAAGGGCUAUGUAAAGUGUUUGAAAUGCUCAUUAAUCCUGGAGAUAACGUUCUUUUGGAUGCCCCCACUUACCCUGGGACAUUAGCUGCUCUUAGACCGCUGGGUUGUAACAUAAUCAAUGUGCCCAGUGACCAGCAUGGUAUGAUUCCAAAAGCUUUGAAAGAAGUUCUCUCCAGGUGGGAUCCUGAAGAUGUAAAAAAGCUCAAAAAUGAUACGCCAAAAUUUCUAUAUACAAUUCCUAAUGGUGGCAAUCCAACAGGAGCCUCAUUGACAACAGAACGGAAGAAAGAAAUCUAUCAGCUUGCAAGACAAUAUGAUUUCCUUAUAAUAGAAGAUGAUCCAUAUUAUUUCCUUCAAUUUAAUAAGCCUUGGGCACCAACUUUUCUUUCAAUGGACAUUGAUGGGCGAGUUAUUAGGACUGACUCCUUUUCUAAGAUCCUCUCAUCUGGGCUACGAAUUGGAUUUCUAACUGGUCCCAAGCCAUUAAUUGAUAGAGUUAUUCUACAUAUACAGGUUUCCACAAUGCACACCAGUACCUUCACCCAGCUUAUGAUAGCCGAGCUUCUUCAACAAUGGGGACUGAAUGGUUUCUUGGAUCAUGUAGACAGUGUGGUGGAUUUUUAUAAACAACAGCGAGAUGUGAUGCUUAACGCAGCAGACAAAUGGCUAAAAGGUCUGGCAGACUGGCAUAUCCCUGCUGCUGGAAUGUUUCUAUGGAUUAAGAUUAAGGGAGUUCCUGAUACCCAAGAACUGAUCAUGAAAAAAGCUUUGGAGAAACAAGUGUUGCUGGUCCCUGGAUGUUCAUUUAAUAUUAACAGUUCUGAUCCCAGUUCUCAUGUCAGGGCCUCCUUCUCUCUCUCUUCUCCAAGUCAGAUUGAUCAGGGUUUCCAAAGAUUGGCUGACCUCAUUAAAGAAGCUGCAUGAUUUUAUUAAAUGAAAAAUCCUUAAGAAGCUAGAGGAUUACAAGAUAAAACUUUUAAAAAAUGUUUCUCCGGCUGUACAGAAUAUACAAUGAUACAGAAUAUAUGUGAUAAAGAAUUGUUUAUGUACAUUAACAAUAUCACAAUAUAUGUUAUAAAGAAUUUUAAAAUGUACACUAACAUCUCAAAACAUUGUAUGAAUACAUGCAAAACUUACCUAUUAAUUAGGUUGCCACAAAACUUUACUCAGGUUGAAAUCACCAAAGUUUUAAUACUUUUCAGAUUUCACGGGGAUGCUCUUGUUUUGUCUUAGUAUUCUCCCUGAAGGUAAGCAUUAUACAUUUCAAAAUCAGGCUUAUUUCUGACGAAUUGAUUUAAUUUCUUUUAAUAAUGUUCUGUGUCUUCUAAUACUUGUCAUGGUUCUUUCAGAAAUUCUCUUAAAUCUACUGUAUGUUUUGUAUUAAUAUAUUAUUUUGAAGUUUAAAACAAAAUUAAGUGGAAGAACGUUUUCUGCAAAUGGAAACUUGGAACUCAAGGAAACCACAUUUUUACAUGUAAGAAUGAGCAGAAUUUGAGAAUAGAUUCUCUAAUAUGAGCAACUUUAUUUUUGACCGAUUUAAAUUAAAUACUUCAUUCUAUAAUGGUGUUUAUUUCUUAUAAAUUAAAGGGUGUAUUUGAUGUUGUAGGAAUUCUUGCACAGCAAUGUUUUCCAUGGAAAUCCUGAUCUCCUAUACUUAAAAUUUUGGAUUAAGAAAACAAACCUCCUUCAUUUCAAUGUAUAAAAUUUCAGUGUGUAAAAGCAGGAUAUUUUAUAUUAUUUAUAAAAAAUUAUAUUUACAUUUUACUGAGUUUCCUUCUACUCAGCUAUAAAAUUCCCAUCCUCUGGUCUAGAAAAACAAACACCUAUAUCAAUAAAUAACAUUGUGCCUAUUUUUUCUGAGAGUACAUAGAGCUUUAUUUUCAGGAUGCAUAUUUUAAUACCCAAUAAUUAAAUUAUAGAAGUCAGGUCAUAUAAUACUUAUGAGAAGAGAAAUACUUCCUCCGCCUGGCUAUCGGCCAAGCAAAACUGGCUUAGUUGAAGAGCCAAGAAAAGUCAAAAAUUCUUUUGCACUACCAGUGCAUUUAUUUGUCAUACUUUUUAGUACUUUAAAAUAGAAAUGCUGAUACUUUCAUGAGGAUACUUUUUUUAACAAUUAUGCUUUCUUCUCUAGGAUUACUAGAGAAGAAUACUGAGCC
Molecule: messenger RNA, 2616 nt
Organism: Pseudonaja textilis
Lineage: Eukaryota; Metazoa; Chordata; Lepidosauria; Squamata; Elapidae
Source: RefSeq, a predicted model, not a curated record